AUGGAUCAACUAUAUGAAGCUACAGUGUUCUCUAAGAUUGAUUUGAGGUCGGGCUAUCAUCAGAUCUUGGUGAAAGGAGAUGAUGUACAAAAGACGACGUUCAGGUCUAGGUAUGGCCACUAUGAGUAUGUAGUUAUGCCAUUUGAUGACAUACUUCUCUUUUCUAGGACUCGAGAAGAGCAUGAAGAUCACCUUAGGACAGUACUUGGAGUGUUGAGAGAGAGAAAGUUUUACGUCAAACUGUCUAAGUGUGAGUUUUGGAUGGAAGAGGUUCCUUUUCUAGGGCAUGUGAUUUCAGCCAGAGGAAUUUUUGUUGAUCUUGUUAAGGUGCAAGCAGUACUUCAGUGGGAGAGACCUAAGACUGUGACUGAAGUUAGAAGUUUUGUGGGUUUGGCGGGCUACUCUCACCGUUUCAUUGAGAGUUUUGCUCGAAUUGUAGCGCCGUUGAUGCAUCUGACUAGGAAGGAUCAACCUUUUGUUUGGACAGACCGUUGUGAGACUAGCUUUCAAGAACUAAAGAAAAGGUUGACUAGUGCACCAGUUUUGAUUAUCCCUGACAUAGGUAAACCUUUUGAGGUUUUUUGUGAUGCCUCUCAUCAGGGAUUGGUGUGUGUGCUAAUGCAAGAAAAGAAAGCGGUUGAUAACAAUUGA
Molecule: messenger RNA, 651 nt
Organism: Vigna angularis (adzuki bean)
Lineage: Eukaryota; Viridiplantae; Streptophyta; Magnoliopsida; Fabales; Fabaceae
Exons: 2
Coding region: 1-651 (216 amino acids)
Source: RefSeq, a predicted model, not a curated record